AACAAUUCAUACAUCAUGCUCGAGAAAUCUCCAUCCGCUCAUUUCAAACAACUCACUUUUUAUAAUCCCGUGCGCUGUAUGCUUUAUAUUGUGAACGAUCGUAGUAGCUACAAUAUCCUCGGAUCAAUCAAAUGUUGCUGCGGUCACCUUGGUCCCGAUUGUUUUCAUAUCAGCAGCUGCCCCUCGUGUCUUCCUUUUCCGCUAGACAUCGUACAGAGAAGCGUCAUGGCUCCCCGUUACGAAAUUUGCGUCGGUCUGGACAAAGGUCACAAGACCACCGAGAACACCCUCAAGAAGCGGCCCGCCAAGGCUAAAGGCAAACUCUCCAACCACACCAAGUUCGUGCGCGAUCUAGUGCGCGAGGUGACUGGUUUCUCUCCCUAUGAGCGUCGUGCCAUGGAGUUGCUGAGGAUCUCCAAGGACAAGCGAUGCUUGAAGUUCUUGAAGAAGCGCAUCGGAAACCACAUCCGUGCCAAGAGGAAGCGUGAGGAGAUGUCCAACGUCCUCCAGGCCAUGAGGAAGCACGCCAAGUAAACCGUGAACUAUGUCAAGCCUACUACUAUCCUCUGGCUAUGUUUCGUGGAUUUAUUUGAUUGUGAUUUCGGUUCAUUAAAAACGAUACUGUCGAAUCCCACUUUCAA
This is a messenger RNA of Tigriopus californicus, 641 nucleotides long. It is a transcript of the gene RpL36, whose product is annotated as large ribosomal subunit protein eL36-like. Gene Ontology annotation, cellular component: cytosolic large ribosomal subunit; ribosome. Lineage: Eukaryota; Metazoa; Arthropoda; Copepoda; Harpacticoida; Harpacticidae. Gene Ontology annotation, molecular function: structural constituent of ribosome. Bases 16 to 534 code for a protein of 172 amino acids. The transcript has 2 exons. Gene Ontology annotation, biological process: cytoplasmic translation. The record is from RefSeq and is a predicted model, not a curated record.